AUGCCUGAGGAGAGCAGGGUAACCCUGUCUGAACAACUCGGAGGGAAUUCCCAAUAUUCCUCUCAAAGUUCUGAAAAUCAACAGCUGACUCCUGUGCAAAAAUUGUUCUCAAAGGCUGUUGUUUUGCCUAUUACUGAGAUUAUUCAACUUACGGAUGUUACAUUUUGUGCUACUGUCGCUACAACAAAAUUAUUAGUAGCAUCUCCAUUUGGAUGGUAUAAGAUUGAGAUUGAGGUUACUCAUGGGGGCAAAAGCUGCAAUUUUGUCUUCUGGAACAGAGAAUGUGAAAUGCUGUUGGGUUUAUCUGCAUCCCAACUUCGUAACACUAUGAUUCAGGGUGGAAUUACUGAUCCAUUGGACUUUUCGUUAGCACUUGAUCAGUUGUUGAAGUUGGAAAUGGCUAUGAAGGUUAAGUGGCAUCCACGCUGGAAGAACUGUUACGUCGUUAUGAUUAUAAAAAAUGAUCCUAUUAUCCAGCAACUUAAGGAAAAAUGGGGAACAGAUAAGGAACCUAUUCCAAUCCAAACUGUCGUGCCUGAGACUCUGGAGAUUAAAGAGAGUGUUGAUGAGGCUAAAACAGAUGCCAAUGAAGACUGUGAAUUGGUUACAGACCUGGAAAUUACAUCUGAGCACAAGCCUGAUGCUGUCACACCUGGUGGUAAGAGGCAUCUUCCUGCUGCAUCAAGUGAAUCCACUGAUUUGGACGGAUUACAUGAUGGAGAACUUUACAAUAAUGAUGUCGCAAAGAAUGGUUUGUUUGGAUUAGCAAAAUCUAAGCUUUCUGUCAUUACAUUGUAA
This is a messenger RNA of Vicia villosa (hairy vetch), 798 nucleotides long. RefSeq lists its product as uncharacterized. Bases 1 to 798 code for a protein of 265 amino acids. The record is from RefSeq and is a predicted model, not a curated record. NCBI's taxonomy places the organism in Eukaryota, Viridiplantae, Streptophyta, Magnoliopsida, Fabales, Fabaceae. The transcript has 8 exons.